GAAAUGGGUAAGAAGGAAGCUUGGGUGUUUGGUGGCGUUUGUGUUUGAUUUUGUUUGUUUUUGUAGGACGCCGUUUAUGCGGAUGUGAAUUUGCACCGGUUGUAUUCGAUAAAGUUAAUUUUAAUUGUGAGGAGAAGGAUCCGACGGAAGAGGGAAACGACGAGAAGCGAUCGGAGGUUGUCAGCGCGGAUGUUGCACUCGGUGCCGGCGGUUUACGACCAUCAGCAGUAUUAUGUGCCGGAAGUGAUGACGGGACAGUGUGGGAUGUCCUGAGGGUCCGCAGUCCAUUUCUCGGUGCGGGACAUGUUUGGAGUAUUACAUAAACAUCCGGAAGAACAGUUUGCGCCAGUUCUGGAAGAACCGUCUGUACGAAAGCAGCAGGUCCUGAAGCUGUCGUACUCGGAUUACUUCCAGAGGUUGGAGCGAUAUCCGACGAACCUGAUAAAGAAAAUCUACCUGGAAUACCGAAGAAGUCACCGCAACUCCCGCCCGCAAACUCUCAUCUCGCGACGGCGCAGCUUCGGCCGGAUGAACUGGCAACAUCUGUGCCAUUCUCGAAGGAGGACGAUGCGAUCGGGAACUAUCGGUUCAGGCGCUUCACUUCCCAGUCGGAAAACGUCGACUUACCUUCCCGAAUUAACACCCAAUGGCCAACUCCUCCAAGCCUGUCCUGAUGAUGGCCGGCGACGAGACCACCCUGUUCUCUACAUCGCUGUCGCGCUCCAAAAUGUAGGCCGCGAUGUUAAGCAGCAUAAGCAGCAGUUUUAAUAUUAAAAUAAAAAUAAAUAUAGAAAUAAAAUCCAUCACAUUUUUCGAAAAUCAUCACUGUAAUGUUAAAUAGGAGCGGCCGUGGCUGACUGGUUACGAUGUUCGCUUUGUAAGCGAAUGGUCCUGGGUUCGAUUCCCAUCUGCUCCCAACGAGAAAGUAUAGGAAUUAUAAAUCUUGAAACUCUGAACAUGAACGAAACAUCAAAGUCGCUCGAGUCGGGGUUCGAUCCCCCGUCCUUUGGAUUGGUAAGCAAAAAUGCUAACCACUAGGCCAUCGCGACUUGGUGAGCUAUAACUGGAAUUAGGAAUACUGUUGCUAUCAAAUAUAUACGCGCUGAGUCCUUGUCCAUUUGACAAGGGUUCGGAAGUUCUAAAUAACGUUUGAACCCGAUUGGUGCAAACGUUCUUCAGGGCGGGGCUUGUCGAUAAAGCUGAAGUACCUCGCGCUCGGCUAGCCAGCGUAGAAAUGGGUCACCGAAGCUCGGCAGAGCUAACACCUUCCAUAUGCCUAUGCGAGUUAUUUGCAUGUAUAGAAUGUAGAUCUAAAAAUACAUGGAAACAACUCAGUUUGUAAGAAGCGGUCGCGUGGUCCCGUUUGGUUGGUUGCACACACACACACACACACACACACACACACACACACACACACACACACACACACACACACACACACACACACACACACACACACACACACACACACACACACACACACACACACACACACACACACACACACACACACA
Culex pipiens pallens (northern house mosquito) is the source of this 1514-nucleotide messenger RNA. RefSeq lists its product as uncharacterized. Bases 304 to 768 code for a protein of 154 amino acids. The transcript has 2 exons. NCBI's taxonomy places the organism in Eukaryota, Metazoa, Arthropoda, Insecta, Diptera, Culicidae. The record is from RefSeq and is a predicted model, not a curated record.